Macrosiphum euphorbiae (potato aphid) is the source of this 543-nucleotide messenger RNA. The record is from the annotation of a GenBank genome assembly. NCBI's taxonomy places the organism in Eukaryota, Metazoa, Arthropoda, Insecta, Hemiptera, Aphididae.
AUGUUCUCCACAAAACAUUUAUACAUACUUUUUGCAUUAUUAAUGCCGUGUAUAGCCUUCGACUCUUUAGAUUUAAAAUGUGAAGUGUGUUGUCGUCUUGUUGAAGAAAUACAACGCAAUGUUAGUUCGGUGGAAGCAGCAAACAUUGUGCAAGUUUCUAAUUUUCGAUUGGACGGCAAUGGUGAUCAAAUAAAACAGACCGUUCCAUUAGCACGGACGCAGUUAUACUUAACAGAGGUAAUGGAAUCUGUAUGUGAAAAGAUGAAUGAUUAUGUACGUGCUACAUAUAAGAAGAAUGGUACGUUGACAGUUAUGCCACUGAUACUAGAUGGAAAAAUGAACCCGUUGAUGAGUGAGGUGGAUGUGGUUCAAGACUCUGAUCUGAACAAAAGCUUACAAUAUUUUUGCGAAGAAAUUGUCGAUGAUAUUGAAGAAGAUCUCAUAAAUUUUAUUAAGUCUGAAGAUGAUGACCACCUUGUUCAUUCCAUUUGUACUAAUGUUAUGCAAUUGUGCCCAAUAAAAAACAAUAAAGUAGAAUUAUAA